AUGUCCACAAGGAAACACAUGGGCAAACUGAGGUUAUUCCAGCAGAACACACCACCAUCAGGAAGCCCAGGCUGUAUUCUUCCAACCGUCGCUCCAGCAAAUCCCCCCAAAGAGAAUGGCUGGGGGGAGAUAAACAUCAAAGGGAAAUUCAAGAAAUCUACACAUCCUUCCGUGAACCCGGUCUCCAUCCUCUCUCUGCCGUUGCCAGAGCUCUCCAAGAAGCUCCGAGAUGGCUCCCUGCCUCCAGACCACGUCUUCUAUGCCUAUGUGGGCAAGGCCCUCCAAAUUGCCACAGAAACCAACUGCAUCACGGAGUUUCUGCAGGAAAGCGAGAGCCAGCUGCGCAAAGUCAAGCUGAUGGAGAGGCAAGGUCUGCUCUAUGGGGUGCCUGUCAGCAUCAAAGACUCCAUCGACUGCCAGGGUCAUGAUUCCACGUUGGGCUUCAUAAAACACCUCAAUAAACCUGCAGCAGAGGACAGUGUGGUGGUGCAGGUGCUCAAGAGACAGGGGGCAAUUCCAUUUGUCAAAACCAAUGUUCCCCAGUCCCUCAUCAGCUAUGACUGCAAAAACUUAAUCUUUGGUCAGACCCGCAACCCUCUGCUGUACACCAGGAGCCCCGGAGGCUCCUCGGGUGGAGAAGGAGCACUUGUAGGAGGUGGUGGGUCCAUCCUGGGCAUUGGGACAGAUGUAGGAGGGAGCCUGCGUUUUCCUGCUGCCUUCUGCGGGAUCUGUGCAAUCAAACCCACAGGGAACAGGCUCAGCAAAAGAGGAGUAAUGUCUGGAAUCGUUGGGCAGAAGGCAGUGGCUGCAGCAGUGGGACCAAUGGCCAAGGACGUGGAGAGCCUGGCGCUGUGCCUGCGGGCGCUGCUGUGCGAGGACAUGUUCAGCCUGGACAGCACAGUGCCACCCCUGCCCUUCAACCAGGAGGUGUACUCCAGCACAGAGCCCCUCCGCAUAGGCUACUACGAGACGGAUUUCUUCACCAUGCCCAGCCCGGCCAUGCGGCGCGCUGUCCGUGAGACCAAGCAGCUCCUGGAGGAGGCUGGCCACACGCUGGUGCCCUUUGAACUCACAAAUGUGGACCACGUGGUCUUUAACUACUGUGUCAGGGGGAUGUUCACAGAUGGAGGCAGGUCCUUUGUCAAGAACUUCAAAGGGGAGUUGGAGAAAGGCAGCACUGCGCUGUUCCUCUGGCUGGCAAAGGCACCUCACUGGCUGAAAACCCUCCUCUGCUGGAUUUCCAAACCUUUCGUGCCUCGAUUUUCAAGUAUCAUAAGAAGUAUGGAAGAAAACACAGUGGAUGAAGUCUGGAAUCUUCAUCAAGAAAUUGAGGACUUUCGGCACCAGUUCAUUGCCCAGUGGAACAAGCUGAAUCUGGAUGUGAUGCUUUGUCCCAUGCUGGGCCCAGCUUUUGGCAUUGGCUACCCUGCAAAGCUCUCAGUGGCAGUCAGCUACACCAUGCUCUACAACGCCCUGGACUUCCCUGCCGGCGUUGUCCCCGUCACGCUGGUGACGGACGAGGACGAGGAGCAGCUGAAGGGCUACAGGGGGUACUACCAGGACUGGUGGGACCGCACCCUGCCCAAGGCUUUCCGCGGUGGCGUGGGGAUGCCCGUGGCCGUGCAGUGCGUGGCUCUGCCCUGGCAGGAGGAGCUGUGCCUGCGCUUCAUGAAGGAGGUGGAGACCCUCAGCCUGAAGAAGAACAGUUUCUUCUGAGCCCCCAGCUCCCAGCCCCAGCUGGAGCAGGAUCCCAGCUAACAGCAGCUGACCCACAGGACGCUGGUGCCACUCAGUGAUGCCUGGGCUGGCUGCUGGCUUUGGGAGCAAGGGGAAAGCUCUGAUGUGGUGGAGCUCUUCCAAUCAUUGUCCUAACACAGUAAUUUUUAUUAUCUGA
Messenger RNA from Ficedula albicollis (Collared flycatcher), 1894 nucleotides. RefSeq names its product fatty-acid amide hydrolase 1-like. Gene Ontology annotation, biological process: fatty acid catabolic process. Bases 1 to 1716 code for a protein of 571 amino acids. Gene Ontology annotation, molecular function: fatty acid amide hydrolase activity; amidase activity. The record is from RefSeq and is a predicted model, not a curated record. Lineage: Eukaryota; Metazoa; Chordata; Aves; Passeriformes; Muscicapidae. The transcript is spliced from 16 exons.